Molecule: messenger RNA, 3210 nt
Organism: Maudiozyma saulgeensis
Lineage: Eukaryota; Fungi; Ascomycota; Saccharomycetes; Saccharomycetales; Saccharomycetaceae
Source: the annotation of a GenBank genome assembly
AUGUCGGAUAAUGAACAAACACACAAGAAACAGAAAAUCGAAGGAAAUGAUUCUAUUGGUAUAGCAAAUUUCGAUGACCUUCGAGCGUUAUUUUUUAGAUUAAAUACGAUUUACACUUUCCUGAUGUGCAGGAAGCAUGUUGUGCCUACUUUUGACACAAUCACAAAACCAAUAUCGAAGGCACUUAAUAAAGAUAUCACAGAAUUUGACUUGGCUAUGAUAGUAGCUAUUCUCCCCAGGGAUUGUAUCUUCAAAUAUAUUGAUGAGAACCAAUUACAUACUGAAACAAAAGUAUAUGACUUUAAAGAUGGUGGUUAUCAACAGAAAGAUAACGAUAUAUUUCAGCUAAAAGAUAUUAAUACGCAGUAUGGGGAACAGAAAUCGACUCAGGUGCUUGUCUUUGAAUUUGUCGAUGGUAAUAUGAAGAGGUCAUGGAUAUCAUCGGAGACAGUCUCCCAGGUGAAACUACCGACAUAUACCACUGAGGAAAUGAAAAAAAUGAUUACAAAGAGAAGUGAGAGGUUUGAAGCUUAUUUAACGAGAUUUAUUGGGAGUCAUUCCGAUGAGGAGAGUAUGGAUCCAUUUGAGGAACUAAUAAAAGCUGCAAAGCAAUAUAUCCCCCAAAGGAAGGAUUAUAAUGAUCCAAUACAGUCGAUGAUGGAUGCUAGACUAUUGAAGGGUGACCAAGUAAUAAUUGACCAAGAAACAGGUGCAUAUAGACCUACCAUAAAUGCUGUGAUAGAGCUUCUACAAAAGUCAGAUUCGUAUUGUGAUCAAAUAAAAGAGAAUUUUACAAUAGCUGCUCGAACAGCGCAGUAUGGAGAGCUAAAUUUUGAUUUAUCACCAGAGAUUUAUCCUGCCUUAGAGCAUAAAAAUUUCUAUUCUCAUCAAGCAGAUGCAUUGAACGCUGUCCAUAUAAAGGAGAAUGUUAUUAUUACAACAUCAACCUCCUCUGGUAAAUCGUUGAUUUACCAGUUGUCUGCCAUUGACAUAUUAUUAAAAGAUCCAGAGGCUACAUUUAUAUAUAUUUUCCCUACAAAAGCAUUGGCACAAGAUCAAAAAAGAGCCUUUGAGAGUAUUGUGUCAAGAAUUCCAGAAUUGUCGGAUUUGCAUGUCGAUACGUACGAUGGUGAUACCGAGAGAACAGAAAGGAGAGUUAUUAGACAGCAUGCGAAAGUUAUCUUUACAAAUCCAGAUAUGAUCCAUGCAAGUAUAUUACCUAACCAUACAAACUGGAAACAUUUUCUUUAUAAUCUAAAAAUUGUGGUGGUUGAUGAGUUGCACGUUUAUAAAGGUUUAUUUGGGUCCAACGUAUCACUUGUUAUGAGGAGGUUAUUGCGUCUAUGCCAAGAACACUACAAUAAUAAUAACUUGAGGUUCAUCUCAUGUUCUGCAACAUUAAAGAAUCCUGUUCAACAUACCAAAGAUAUUUUUGGUAUUGAACAGGUUCGGCUCAUCAAUGAAGAUGGCUCACCUAGAGGAUCUAAAAAUUUGGUUAUAUGGAAUCCACCAAAAUUACCACAACAUAUGCGAAAAAGAGAAAACUUUAUUAAGGAAAGUGCAGAAAUUUUGGUACAGUUAAUCCUGCAGAAUGUGAGAACGAUAGCAUUCUGUUACGUGAGACGUGUUUGUGAACUUUUAAUGAAAGAAGUUAGAACAAUAUUUGAAAAUAUGAAUAGACUCGAUUUAGUAAAUGACGUGAUGGCUUAUAGAGGCGGGUACUCGCCGGCUGAUAGACGUAAAAUCGAAAGAGAAAUGUUUCAUGGUAACUUAAAAGCUGUUAUAUCAACUAAUGCAUUAGAAUUAGGUAUUGAUAUAGGUGGUCUUGAUGCUGUCUUAAUGUGUGCAUUCCCUAUGUCAAUGGCUAACUUCCAUCAACAAAGUGGUAGAGCCGGGAGAAGAAAUCAUGAUUCGUUAACAGUUGUUGUUGCUAGUGAUUCACCAGUAGACCAACAUUAUGUGGCCCAUCCAGAGAUACUGUUGGAUGUAGAUGAUCCGGAUUCUUAUCAGGAGUUAGUUCUUGAUUUUGAGAAUGAGCUGAUCCUAGAGGGUCAUAUACAGUGUGCAGCAUUUGAGUUACCUAUAGAUAUUGAAAGAGAUUCAGAAUAUUUCAAUCGAAAAUACCUAACUAAGAUAUGCGAAGAGCGAUUAUAUCACAAUGAAGAGGGUUAUCAUACCAACAAUAAAUUUUUACCAUGGCCUUCGAAACACGUAUCAUUACGUGGUGUAGAGGAGGAAAAGUUUGCCGUUGUUGAUAUAACUAACGGAAGAAACUUAGUCAUAGAAGAAGUAGAAGCUUCUAGAACUAGUUUCACGUUGUAUGAUGGGGCGAUCUUUAUUCAUCAAGGUUAUCCUUACCUUGUCAAGGAAAUGAAUCCAGAUGAAAAAUAUGCUUCUGUAUUAAGAGUCGAUGUAGAUUGGGUGACCUCUCAAAGAGAUUUUACAGAUGUCGAUCCUCAGUUGAUUGAAUCGGUACGCUCGUUGAAGAGUAGUGAUACGCCUAUCUAUUUCGGUAAUAUCAGAACAAAGAUUCUGGUGUUUGGUUAUUUUAAGGUUGAUAAAUUCAAGAGAAUUAUUGAUGCUGUUGAGACCCAUAAUGACCCAAUCAUAAUUAACUCAAAGGGCCUUUGGAUUGAUAUUCCAAAAAUUGCUUUGGAAUUGUGUGUUGCAAAAGAAUUAAGCAUUGCUGGUGCUAUCCACGCUGCCGAGCAUGGCAUAAUGGGUGUGUUCUCUAGGUUUAUAGUUGCAGGGGCCGAUGAGAUAAGAACCGAAUGCAAGGCACCGGAGAAAGAAUUUGCAGAAAGGCAAACCAAAAGGUUAAGACCAGCUAGGUUAGUCUUCUAUGAUUCUAAAGGUGGGAAAUAUGGGUCAGGUUUAUCAACGAAAAUAUUUGAGCAUAUCGAUGAGAUCUUGGUUGCAACACUUCAUAGAAUAGAGGAGUGCCCAUGUGAUAUUGGAUGUCCUGAGUGUGUAGCAGCAGCCUAUUGUACGGAGAAUUGUUUGGUCUUAUCUAAGCAAGGUGCACUUGUCAUUCUUCAUACGAUUCUAGGUCAUGAUCCUGUGGAAUUUCUGGAUAAAAUAAAGGAUGGUCCUGAAGAAAAUAUGCCAGAUAUUGCGGUUGAGACCGUUAUACCAGUUACUGAACAUGUCAAAUUUGCACCUUCAUUUAAUGUGAUAGAUACUGUUGGUAAUGUCAACGUAGUAGGUUAA